AACCUACCUGCAACUCUUUUUCGUAGAGCUAGUGGAGAAAAAUAUGGACCCAAUCUUAAUAGGAGCUUGCAUAAUCUUGGCUUCCCUUUUAAUUCUAUCUGCUUCAGGUUUGAUUCAAAGCAAAGGCAAAAAAAGAUCCCGGAAUCUGCCUCCGGGCAGCUACGGAUGGCCGGUGGUCGGAGAGUCACUGGAGUUCCUGAGGAGAAACCGGGAAGGGAAGCCGGAGAAGUUUGUGACGGACAGGGUGAGCAAGUACAAGUCGGAGGUGUUCAAGACUUGUUUGCUAGGGGAGGCGGUGGUGGUGCUAAGCGGCCCCGCCGGGAACAAGUUCCUGUACAGCAAUGGGAACAAGGUGGUGACGACGUGGUGGCCGACGUCGGUGCAAAGGCUGCUCGGAACUUGUUUAACGACGAGUGUAGGAGAUGAAGCGAAGCAGAUGAGGAAGCUGAUGGCCUACUUUGUCAGCCCGGAUGCACUGGACAAGCUCUACAUCAAAACCAUGGAUUUUGUCACUCAACACCAUAUUAAGAAUCAUUGGCAAGAGGAGUUGAAGGUGUUACCUGCUGUGAAGUUGUACACUUUUGAACUAGCUUGCCGGUUUUUCAUUAGCGUUGAAGAUCCAGAGCAUAUCAAGAAGCUUUCUAGGCUGUUCAACAUUUUCCUCAGGGGAGUCAUAUCGCUGCCUGUGAACAUUCCCGGGACAAAAUUUUACCGUGCAAUGAGAGCUACUGCUGUGAUCAGGGAAGAGCUUCUGAGGAUUGUCAGACACAGAAGAGAAGCCCUCAUGAACAACAACAACAAUAAUAAUAGGCAUGAUCUUCUGUCACAUCUGCUUGUCACGCCCGACGAGAAUGGGAGUUUCAUGUCGGAGCUGCAUAUCGUGAACAAUAUAAUCAUGCUGCUCUUUGCUAGCCACGACACUUCCACCGUCACUAUUACUCUGUUGAUCAAGACACUCGGGGACCUGCCUCAUGUUUAUGAAAAGGUCCUGCAAGAGCAGAGAGAAAUUGCAGCAACAAAAGAGGAUGGGGAGCUUUUACAUUGGGAUGAUAUACUGAAGAUGAAGUAUUCAUGGAAUGUAGUUUGUGAAGUGAUGAGGCAAUAUUCUCCUGUUAUAGGGGCUUUCAGAGAGGCACUUGUAGACAUCAACUACAAAGGUUAUCACAUUCCCAAAGGCUGGAAGUUUUACUGGAAUGCUCCCAUUACACAUAUGAAUGCAAGCUUCUUCCCAAGCCCUAUGGAGUUUGAUCCGUCGAGAUUUGAAGGAGACGGGGCAGUGCCUUACACAUUCGUCCCGUUUGGAGGAGGGCCACGGAUGUGCCUGGGGAAAGAGUUUGCACGCCUCGAGAUACUCACAUUCCUGCACAAUAUAGUUAUGAGGUUUAGAUGGAGCUUAGUUGUUCCCGACGAGAGACUCGAGUAUGAUCCAAUGCCCGUUCCUGUUGAAGGCCUUCCCGUUCGUCUUCAUCCUCACGAACUAUGAAACACACCAGAUGAGAUGAUUGAGGAUAAUAAUGUCAGUGCAAAACACAAACAGCAAACAUGUGUAGUGUGACAGACAUAUAUAUAUGUAUAUUGGAAGUCAUAGUCUUGUAGUUUAAACUUUAGAGGUGAAUGUAGUACAAAUAUAUAGCAUGAACUUUAAUUUAUGUAUGUCAUUCAGGAUUGCAGCA
This is a messenger RNA of Ipomoea nil (Japanese morning glory), 1673 nucleotides long. RefSeq names its product beta-amyrin 28-oxidase-like. Bases 44 to 1483 code for a protein of 479 amino acids. The record is from RefSeq and is a predicted model, not a curated record. Gene Ontology annotation, molecular function: monooxygenase activity; iron ion binding; heme binding. The transcript has 4 exons. Lineage: Eukaryota; Viridiplantae; Streptophyta; Magnoliopsida; Solanales; Convolvulaceae. Gene Ontology annotation, biological process: sterol metabolic process.